AUGUCCAUCAUCCAACAGCACACGAGCGCGUCGCUCAGCGAUGCCUGGCGCACAAUCAAUAUCGAUGCCCUGACCGAGGACUCGAGCGUCAACUUCGACACCUCGACCCUGCACCCGCCGCAGCCCGAGAUCACCGAGGCCGACGUGCGCGCGUUGUCGGGCCAGGUCCGUCAGCUGCUGCGCGGCGGCGAUGCCGAAGGCGCUCUCCGCGGGUGCCUGGAGACGCCGGUAUAUAACGGAAGUGACGCAGCCAAGGACGCCCACCUCCAAACAAUCACGGAAGUGCUACAGUCCAUCAAGGCCAGCGACAUGACGCCACUGCUGAAGCGCAUCUACGAGUCCCCCGGCGGCAGCGAAAGCCUCGAUGUCCUGAUGAAGUACAUCUACAAGGGAAUGGCCGGAUCGCACGGCGGACGCGGAACCAAGGUCACCCCUCAGCCCACCGGCGGCUUCAGCCAGGUCGGCGCACGGCCAGGCGCGUCCAACGAACCGGCGUCGGCUGGCAUGAGCGUCAUGCUGAGCUGGCACGAGAAGCUAGUCGAGGUUGCCGGACUGGGAUGCAUCGGCAGAACGAUGACCGACUGGCGACGAGUAUAA
Molecule: messenger RNA, 597 nt
Organism: Cordyceps fumosorosea ARSEF 2679
Lineage: Eukaryota; Fungi; Ascomycota; Sordariomycetes; Hypocreales; Cordycipitaceae
Product: ARP2/3 complex 16kDa subunit (p16-Arc)
Exons: 3
Coding region: 1-597 (198 amino acids)
Biological process (GO): regulation of actin filament polymerization; Arp2/3 complex-mediated actin nucleation
Cellular component (GO): cytoplasm; actin cytoskeleton; Arp2/3 protein complex
Molecular function (GO): actin filament binding
Source: RefSeq, a predicted model, not a curated record